Cornus florida is the source of this 2573-nucleotide messenger RNA. Its product is annotated as probable methyltransferase PMT20. Gene Ontology annotation, molecular function: methyltransferase activity. Bases 331 to 2139 code for a protein of 602 amino acids. The record is from RefSeq and is a predicted model, not a curated record. The transcript has 8 exons. Gene Ontology annotation, cellular component: trans-Golgi network; cytoplasm; endosome. Lineage: Eukaryota; Viridiplantae; Streptophyta; Magnoliopsida; Cornales; Cornaceae.
UUUUUUUGUUUGUUUGUCAAAUUUUGCUUAAAUUCCAAAUGGGUUUUGCUUAGUUUUGUAGAGCAGAUCUAUUUUUCCAAAAAGAUUGUUUUUUUUUUGGGAGGGGUCAUUUUAUACCGUAAUCUAUUUUUCUUAGAUGAUCAUAUAGUAAACAUUUUUGGGGUGUCAAUUAUUGUAAUUCAGGAAAAAACAAAAAGAACUUCUUAAUAUUAUACAAUGUUCUUUAAUUAUCUCUAUCCCUCUGUGUAUAUAUGGGUGUUUUCUUUGGUAAAUUGUCCAUGUUUGAGCACAACUUGUAGGAAAUUCAGAUAGUUAAUAAAUCUUGGGACCAUGAAGCAAAAUGCUGGCAGACCAGCUUCUCAAUCUGAGAAAAGUUCCAAGAUACUCUCCAUUACAAUAAUGUUUGUUGCGCUAUGUGGGUGUUCGUUCUAUCUUGGUGGAAUCUUCUGCUCGGAGAAAGACAGAUUUCUUGCGGGCGAUGUCACCAAAGCGUUCCAAACCCUAAAACAGUCAGUUUCUGGUGUUGGCCCUCUCCAAAUUAAACCCAUAACCUUUCACGAGUGCAGCGAUGACUAUCAAGACUACACUCCAUGCACAGAUCCAAAGAGAUGGAAGAAGUAUGGUCCUUACCGGCUUACAUUUAUGGAACGCCAUUGCCCUCCGGUGUUCGAAAGAAAAGACUGCUUGGUCCCCCCACCAGAUGGGUACAAGGUGCCAAUCAGAUGGCCAAAGAGCAGGAAUGAAUGUUGGUACAGGAAUGUGCCUUAUGAUUGGAUCAACAAGCAGAAGUCUAAUCAGAACUGGCUUAGGAAAGAAGGGGAGAAGUUUCUUUUCCCUGGUGGGGGUACUAUGUUCCCACGAGGCGUCGGUGCCUAUGUCGAUGUGAUGGAAGAUCUGAUCCCAGAAAUGAAAGAUGGGACAGUUCGAACUGCCAUUGAUACUGGAUGUGGGGUUGCUAGCUGGGGAGGUGAUCUGCUAGAUCGUGGGGUGCUAACAGUCUCUCUUGCCCCUAGAGAUAAUCACGAGGCUCAAGUCCAAUUUGCUCUCGAACGUGGGAUUCCUGCAAUUCUAGGCAUCAUUUCAACACAGCGACUUCCUUUCCCCUCUAACUCUUUUGAUAUGGCUCAUUGCUCAAGAUGCCUUAUUCCAUGGACUGAAUUUGGUGGAGUCUAUCUUCUAGAAAUACACCGUAUACUCCGUCCUGGAGGCUUCUGGGUUCUUUCUGGUCCUCCAGUGAACUACCAACGUCGUUGGAGAGGAUGGAACACAACUGUGGAAGAGCAGAAACGCGAUUACGAAAAGUUGCAAGAUUUGCUAACUUCUAUGUGCUUCAAUUUAUAUAACCAAAGAGGUGAUAUUGCCGUGUGGCAGAAAACUUCAAAUAACAGCUGCUAUAACAAGCUUGCUAGGUCAGAUGCCUACCCACCCAAGUGCGAUGAUGGCACUGAACCAGAUUCAGCAUGGUACACUCCUAUUCGGCCUUGUGUUGUUGCUCCAAGCCCGAAGUUUAAAAAACUAGGGUUGAAAUCUCUCCCUAAAUGGCCCGAGCGUUUGAGUGUUGCACCUCAACGCAUUUAUAAUGGUCAUGGUGGCAGCACUGGUGCUUUCAAGCAUGAUGAGACUAAGUGGAAGGUGCGCGUGAAGCAUUACAAGAAGUUACUCCCUGUGAUUGGGACAGAUCAGAUAAGAAAUGUGAUGGACAUGAAUACACUUUAUGGAGGUUUUGCUGCGGCUUUGAUCAAUGCUCCCUUGUGGGUUAUGAAUGUGGUCUCUUCUUAUGCUGCCAACACCCUUCCAGUGGUUUAUGACAGGGGCCUUAUUGGAACCUACCAUGACUGGUGUGAGGCUUUCUCAACGUAUCCGAGAACAUAUGAUCUCCUUCACCUUGAUGACUUCUUUACUGCUGAAAGCCACAGAUGUGACAUGAAGUACGUGCUAUUGGAAAUGGAUCGAAUCCUGCGGCCUAAUGGUUAUGCAAUCAUCCGGGAAUCCAGCUAUUUUCUAGAUGCUGUCGCUACAAUUGCCAAGGGGAUGAGAUGGCAAUGCCGUAAAGAAGACACCGAGUAUGGCGUUGAGAAGGAGAAGGUACUGAUUUGCCAGAAGAAACUCUGGUAUUCCUCUAAAAAGAAUUCAAGAUGAAAAGCUCGUAAGUACAAAUUCUGGUGAUAAAUUUCUUGGAGCAUGAGUUAUAUUUAUGAUACCAGACCUAGGAGAGAACUAGUUUGCACACAGCUCACAAAGAGAUGGGUUUAUUCCUAAAAAAAAAAGAUCUUGAAAUUCAAAUUUAUCAAUUGAAGAGUUAGUUACCCAAUAAUCUUAUUUUGUUAAAAUUUAGUGCCUUCUGAUAUUAUAUAUUCUUUGUAAGGCAUCGUUAGGUACUUGGCGUAAUUAGGUACUUGGCUCCCUUUUCCAUUUUCAUUUCUCUUUUCCCUUUUAAUCCCUUAUGCUAGUAAAAUUGGAUGUGAAGUAUGUAUUGUGUUGAAAAGUCACACCAAUUACAACUUGUGAUCUAUAUGUAACUAAUGAAAUAUGCUUCUCUUUUAAGUUGAUAUUCUGCAUUUUUUUUUCCCUCA